This is a messenger RNA of Planococcus citri (citrus mealybug), 3840 nucleotides long. RefSeq lists its product as uncharacterized. The coding region runs from base 3094 to 3582 and encodes 162 amino acids. The record is from RefSeq and is a predicted model, not a curated record. NCBI's taxonomy places the organism in Eukaryota, Metazoa, Arthropoda, Insecta, Hemiptera, Pseudococcidae. The transcript is spliced from 11 exons. Gene Ontology annotation, molecular function: odorant binding.
UAUCGUCAUGGAGCACACUUGAUAGUUUAUAUCGUAAAACGUGUUCCAUAUUUUCGUGCACUUUUUUCGUUGAUUCUUUGGUGCAGAUACUACGCGUAAUUAAGUAGGUAACUACGCAUCUGUUUUGUUUUCAUUCGGUAGGUAAUAAAGAUGAAUUCCGUUUUAGCUCUUUUGCUAAGUGCAAGUUUAGUGAUCACAGUAUCGAUUAUUCUGGUCGAGGGUAAGAGUACUGGGAAGAUGUGGGACCAAAGAUACAUCAAAGAGUGCAAGGAUGAACUAAACCUUACCAACCACCGCUUUACUGUGGCAGAUGUAAAAUCCAUUAUACCAACCACUCUAGAAGAAGGUUGCAUCUUGGAUUGCUUCAAUUUCAAAAUUGGAAAGAUUCAAAAGAUAAAAAUUACAAAUCGGACCGAACUAAAAUUCGUUGGUCAGCCACCAAAAUCAGGAACCGAUUUGACGAAGAAAUCUGCAAUUUACGUGAAGAAAGUGGUAGAAACAGAAGUAAAUUGUGCAAACUUUCUAUCAACUUUCCGUGUUAAGGAAUGCUACUUGGUUUCUCAGCACAGAUGUUGCGUUUAUAAAGUGUUGAAUUGGAACAAGCCCAAAAAUUUAACUUGUAAUACCAGUGAUGAUGCGUUUUACUAGAUUUCUCUUUAUUUGAAGCAGUAAUAUUAUUAGCAUUCUUUAACGUUUUAGCCUAAUUUUUUCCAGUGUUUUGUAGAAAUGUAAAUUUUAGGAUUUUUCGUUGAACUUUUUCAAUGCCUGGACUUCAUCUUUUCGCAAAUUUGAUUACUUAAACUAUUAUUUCUGUUACCUUUGACGACGUAAUUUCAUUUUUUAAAUAAGUUUUUUGGAAAUAGUUAUCAAAUUGAAGCUUUAAUUUUAAAAAAUUUUAAUUUCUUCGGAGGAUUAUACAGCAAAACAGAUGAAAAAGUGAUCUAAACUCAGAUAUGCUGAAUUUCAUUUUAUUUUAUUGACCUUUUGAUAAGUAGCAAUGGUGCCUAUGUAUGUUUCAAAACUGAAUCAAAUUUAAAUUUUCUAAAAUUGUUCAAAAGCUGGGAACUAAAUAUCAUGUCAGCUCGUGAAAUUUUGGCCUCGAGAUGUAUUUUUUGAUGCUAAGUUAUUUCUUAAAUUUUGCUGCAAAGUGGCACCACACAUCUUUCGUUAGGUUAAGUAUUUGGAGCCCAAUAAGAGAAAACUAGGUAAUAAAAUAGGUAACCGAUCAUUUUUCUAAAAAAAAGUUGAAUCUGGUCCCAUUUUAAUUGCAUUCAAGUAUCGAGGUCUUAUAUGUAUAGAAUACCAUUAUUGAGAGUCCAAAGUUUUCAAAAAAUCAUGUGAGAAAUAUUUUAAAAAGUGCUCGGAUGGCUGAAACCCUGUGAAUUUUUCAUUUUUUUCGUGAUAUGACGAUCAUCUCAUUUUCAAGUUCAUUAUUAUAGACUCGAGUGCGAAUUCAAAGCUCUACCUACCAUAGGAAUGACGACAUUUAGUUUGGUGUUGAGAGGAAAGUCGAAUUGGAAAGUGGAAACAUUCACGAAUUUUAUCGAUAAAAUAAUUUUUUAAUUUUUCAAAAUUGUCUCUUUGGGUUUAGAAAAAACUAGAAUAGGAAGGUAGGUAAUCGAGGUCUUGCUGAAAAAUUAAAAUGGACCAGGUGAAAAUAAUAAUUAUAAGUAAGGUACAUAUUUGUAAAAGUUGAAGUCAGAUUAUUGGAAACAAAUUUUAUCAAAUUUCAUCAAGAAAAUUAGGUAUUCUCAAAUUGAAAAAAUUCAUUUUUAUCUGAGAGGACUUUGAAAUAGAAUUCGUUCCAGGUCGAAAAUUUUAAACAUCUCAAGAAAGCUACAAUCUGUAGCUUCAAAAUUUAAAAAAAUUACGUCGCUUGAUAUUUUUAGCCCCCCCCCCCAAACAAAAAUCAGUUAAUAAUUUAUCAAAAUCUUCCUUCAGUUUACAAAAAAACAAAAAAAUCGUAAAAACUAAAAAAAAAAACUGAAUUUGUCGUAAAUUUUCUACAUUUUGGUUAAUCGUAUUUUUUGAACACUGAGUGUGCCUUUUUAGCAAACUUUUGAAAACCAAACCAUUUUGAAAAAAUUAUUUUUAUGACAAUUUUUCACCUUUUAUUUAUGAAAUAUCUAUCUAUGCGACCUACAUAUUUUCCAAAUAAAAUGAACCAUUAUGAAUUAAUUACUUCAUUUCAGCUCCUCUUCCUCUGCAUACUACUUGUAUGUAGGUACCUGCAGUUUAGGGUAAUUCUGAAGCCACUCACGACUUAUCAAUUUUCUCCAGAACUUUUAAAAAAGUUGAAGGAAUCCAUGGUUUGUACCUUGAAAAAAAAAUUUCCAAGUUUUCCAACCCUAUCUUGAAUAACACAUCGAAGUCUAUGCUCAUUGUGUGUACGAUUCCCUUUAUUUUAAAUAAACUCUCACUCCUUUCCAAAAAAACUCCAGCUAUUUUUAUGAAUAAUUCACACUUGAUAUUGAAAUCAAAUUUUCUUUGAAAAUUUUCACGAUGAUAGAUAUAGGUAGAUUCUUGAUAUGACAAGUCAUACAUAUGUUAUCAAUCCUAAUAGAUAAUUCGAAGUUGCUGAGUUUGAAUACAAUUUAUUUUUGAAUUAGGUAACCUAAAAAUGAUAACUCUCUUGGUUCAAGUUCAUUAAUAGACUGCAUGAGAAACCAUAAUAUGUUUUUAGUAUAGGCACUCAUUUGAAAUGCCUAAUCAAAGAACAUACAAAGAUUCGACCAAAUGGCAAUUAAGAUAAUCACAAAUUCAUCUAAAUUGUAUUAUUACACAGAUUACACUUUUUUCAACUUAACCUAUAAUUUUUAUUACCGUAUUAGGUAUUUGAGAUGAUAAAUGAGGUGAUUGCUAGCUAAAGUUUACAAAAAAUUCAAGGGUCAACUAUCAUUUUUUCAAAGGUUUAUGACGGGAUAAGAGUGUUUCAUAGACGUAUAAAUUGUCUGAGAAACGUCGUUACUGGAAACAUUGAUUGUUUUUACCUAUCUAAAACACGGUCGCGUUACCUAUACAUUUUCGUGAAUUUUUUCUUCGAUUCUUCGGUAUCUCUAUCUACAUACCAUAUUUUGUAUUCGUUCGAAAAAGAUGAAUUCCAUUUUAGUUUUUUUGCUUAACGUUAGUUUAGUGAUCACGGUUUCGAUUAUUCUGGUCGAGGCUAAGGACAACGGAAAGAUAAGGGAUCAACGAUUCAUCAAGGAGUGCAAGGACGAACUAAACCUUACCAACUACCGUUUUACUAUAGCAGAUCUCAAAUCCAUCGGUAUACCAACCACUCUAGAACAAGGUUGCUUGCUAGAUUGUUUUCAUUUUAAACUGGGCCAGAUUAAAAAGAAGAACCAGACAAGCUUCAUCGAGCAUGUAUUCGUUGCCCAGCCUCCAAAAUCAGGAACCGAUUUGACGAGGAAAAGUACAACUUUUGUGAAAAAAGUGGCUGAUGCAGAAGCAGCGUGCGCGGACUAUCUUACGCGUCAUCAUAUUGAAGAGUGUCACUUGGUUUAUCAGCACAGACAUUGUGUUUCAAAGGUGUUGAAUGGGACGCAGAUUCCCGAAAAACUAUCUGACGACGAAGAAUAAAAAUCUGCGUUCAUUUUUGGGCUGUUUAUUGCGAGAUUUUUCUGUAUUUAAAGCAGCUUUGUUAUUUCUAUUUCAUCUAUUUUUUUGUUAGCUGUACUAAACAAUGUUAAUUUUAGAAUUUUGAAUGAAUCUGCUUUGCUGUUAAGGUGUUACCUAUAAGGAUUUGAAAUACCUAGUUACACUUCGUUUAUAAAUUUUCUGUAAGUUGAUUGUCAACAAUCUACGAAUUCCUAGUAAUAAAAAUAUUAUUAUCAUAGA